UUCGAGAUCAUUGUUGGCGACCCGAUCAAAGUUGGCGAGCUCACCAACGCGCACAUCGUGUACUCGAUUACGACGAAAACCAAGUCGAGUCUUCUCAAGAGUGAGACCACGACGGUGACUCGGCGAUACAGGGAUUUUCUCUGGCUGUACAAUCAGCUUAUGAACAACCAUCCGGGCUACAUUAUUCCUCCGCCGCCGGAGAAGCAGGCGUAUGGCCGUUUCGACGAGAAGUUCAUUGAGAACAGACGGCUUGCGCUCGAAAAAAUGCUCAACAAGAUCGCACGCGUGUCCGUUUUCCAGAAAGACUACGACUUCAUUGUGUUUUUGCAGAGCGAGCGGUUUGCGGCCGAGUCGAAGGAGCGGGAGUUUCUGUACUACCACGGCGGUAGCAGCGGAGACGACCACAUUAGCACGCCGAAAUAUGUGGAGAACGACCAGUUCAUCAUCGAGAAGCAGAACUACAUUGAGAGCCUGGACCAGCAGCUUCGGUCACUAUCGAGGACGCUGGACAUGAUCGUCGAGAAGCGCGAGGACGUAAUCACAUCGAUGAACGAGCUGAUUCUGAUAAUCCAGGAGCUGGCCGAUCUGGAGGUCAACGCAGAGCUGAGCGAGCUGUUUGCAAACUACGAGGAAUUGCAGUCGAAGGUGAAAGAGUUGCUGGAACGGACAAACUUGCAGCAGAUCCUGACGCUCGGGACGACGAUCGACGAGUAUAUCCGGACGAUCGGGUCGAUCCGCAACUGUUUCGAGAUGCGGUUCAAGCUGUGCACCAACAUUGUGAACUUGCAGAGCCAGCACUCGAAAAAACAAAAGAACCUGAUCAAGUUCAAAUCUAAGAACCACAACCAGUUCGACAAGAUCAAGAAGUACGAGGAUGAGCUGGCCAAUAUGGAGAACACGAUUGCUCGGCAGGAGGAGUUCAAAGCAGAGUUCAACAAGAACUUCAAGCGCGAGCUCGACAAGUUCGAGUUUGAGAAGGUCGACGAGUUUCGAAGCACCAUCGAGAUCUACUGGGAGGGCCUGAUCGAGAGCCAGAAAGAGCUGAUCGAGCUUUGGGAGUCGUUUUACGAUAAAUGCAACUUCCAGGAUGAAUAA
This is a messenger RNA of Ogataea polymorpha, 1095 nucleotides long. RefSeq lists its product as uncharacterized. Gene Ontology annotation, biological process: retrograde transport, endosome to Golgi; protein retention in Golgi apparatus. Gene Ontology annotation, molecular function: phosphatidylinositol binding. Gene Ontology annotation, cellular component: endosome. The record is from RefSeq and is a predicted model, not a curated record. The transcript is spliced from 2 exons. The annotation marks the transcript as partial. NCBI's taxonomy places the organism in Eukaryota, Fungi, Ascomycota, Pichiomycetes, Pichiales, Pichiaceae.